UUAUAAGUCUUGCCGUCUGCUGCACUGCUGAUUGCACUUCACAGGCAGGUUCCUCCACGCUGACUUAGAUGGGUUGUAUAUUGACCCAUGAAAGCUCACAUUUUGUAUGUUUUCUGGUGUGGGAAGGAGCCCGGAUGGUGCUGAUGAGAAGGAAAUUUAGGGCAUAGUCAUUUUGACUAUGACUUCUAAUUACAAUUUGGAUCAUAAUUCAAUACUCGAGUUCAUAAUUCAAUGCUCAAAUUUAUGAAUUACCUACUUCUAGACAUUUUGGAGAGCCUGUUCCAAGUUUGAGGAUAGGGGAAUGGUGGCAUUUUAAUAUACAGCUGUACUUUUGAAAGGGCAGGGCCUUAAUGUUCAUGAGCUUGAAAGAUUGACUUUUGAUGAACAAGAUGAGAGGAGGAGAAAUAGUGCAUUGAGUUGAAAAUUCUUCUGAUUUUGGUCAGCGUGAUUUGGAAGUUCGGAGCUAUUGCAGCUUGCUGUAAAGAAAGGGGUCGGAAAAUGUGUGAUGGGUAUCAGACUGGAUCUAUUAUAAAUCAGAGGCAGAAUUGGGUUUUGAGUAUUGUGCAAGACUUCUUGUCUUUAUGGGGUUUCUUGGGAUGAAGGGAUUUAGUAUGUAGUUUGUUUAAUGGUUUUAAAGGGGGUGUGAGAGGCAGAGGAGACUGAUAUACUGAGGGAGUUUUCAUUAGGCUGCAAGAGAAUGCUCUGCUGGUUGUUGGUAUGCCAUUCAUAUCUCUAGUUGCAACGCAAAUUGUCUAUGAAAAUUUGAGGGGAAAUCUUGAUUGGUAAGGAGGAGGAUUCUAUUGAGGUGAGUAGACUGUAACUCUAUAACUGUGACUUGUUUGAAUUGAAGUAGGCAAAGAGGAAUGGCCUUGAAGUGCAGUUUGCUUCCACUUUCUGUAAUUUUCUUCCAUGUUUUUCUAGUGAGUUCUCUUCAUGCUUUUAAGAUUGUGCAUGAAGAUGGGUCUUUUAGAGGCCUUGAUCAUGAUGUUCAAGUUCUUCUUGAAUUGAAGAGAACACUGGCUGUGGACUCGUCACUCUGGGACACAUCAGAGUCUCCAUGUGAAUGGUUUGGUGUGGACUGUGAUGAGAUCAUUACAAAUGAUGGUGUGGGGAUGGAGACAAGGGUGGUGGGUCUGGAAUUGGAUUCGAGACAGUUGAAAGGAAGCUUAUCUCCUGCAAUUGGAAGCCUGUCUGAGCUGAAAAAGCUUUCUUUUGCUAACAAUUUGCUGGUUGGAAAGAUCCCAAAAGAGAUUGCUUCUUGUCUGAAGUUGGAAGUUGUGGACCUGAGUGGAAACAAGCUUUCUGGACCAAUUUCUUCUGAAUUCUGCAAUCUCAGGAGCCUCAAGGUAUUGCGUCUAUCUGAAAACACUCUCUCUGGCGAGAUUUCAUUCCUUAGUUUGAGAACUAGAAAUAGUCCUAAUGGCUUAUCAGAAGGCCCUUUUCCAUUUCUUGAGUAUCUCAAUUUGGCCAACAAUCAUCUCACAGGUAUGAUUCCUUAUGAUAUAGCCAGGAUUUCGACCUUAGAAUCUAUUUUUCUCAGUGGUAACAUGCUUGUAGGACCCAUUCCUCAUAGUUUGGGUUAUUUACCUUCUUUAGAGGUCCUAGACCUCCACAACAAUUUUCUCCAUGGAAAGAUCCCGAAAACAUUAGCCAACAAUUCCAGCAAAUUGCGUUCUUUAGAUGUAUCAGGAAAUUUCCUAGUGGGGAGAAUUUCUCCCUCCUUUGGAAAGCUAGGAACUCUGAGGUAUCUAAAUGUUUCCAACAACAAUUUGGAAGGUCCCAUUCCAUGGGGAGCUUGGUUCAAGUAUGGAGCUGAUCCAAGUGCUUUCUCUGGUAAUAUCAGGCUCUGUGGCCGGCCACUGAAAGCUUGCCCAAAAACAGCAGCCUCUGAUUUGUCUUCUUCAACAUCAUCAUCAUCAUCUUCUUCACAGCUCUCGGAACAGGAUCAACGAGAAAAACAGCAAUCAGAAAGCAUUCUUUCAAGUCUUUUAAAGAGGUUGUUGCCUGAAACUUCACUCUCUCCAAAAACUAGGUUUGUGUUAGAAAAUCCGACGGCCUUAGCUUCAGCUUCAUCUGCACCUGCACCUGCACCUGCAAGGCAUAACAACCCAGGUAAUCGUACAAUGGCCCCGACACCAACAGUAGUAAAGCCUAAGAAGAAGAAGAAGCAGUCAGCUAAAAAGUGGGCUUUGGGUAUGGCCUUAGGCCUAGUAACAGGAGCGAUCUCUGCAAUCAUGUGUUCAUUUCUGUAUAGAAUGCUCUUGUACUAUAUCCGUGGAAGACCCAAGCAUCAGGGUGCUACGAUUUACAGUUCUCUUAUUAAAAAAGCUGAGGAUUUAGCCUUCUUGGAGACAGAAGAAGGUCUCAGAUCAGCAGAGCUCAUAGGAAAAGGGGGUUCAGGUGAAGUUUACAGGACGCACCUUCAAGAUGGCAGGGAAAUUGCCAUCAAGAAAAUUGCUCAACCAUCUCCGAAUCCCACAGACGUAUCAGAUGAAGACACUAAGCUUCUGGACAGAAGAAGACGGCAAAUUCGUGCAGAAUUGGAGACUUUAGGUCAUAUCAGGCACAGAAACCUCGUUACUCUUCUAGCCUAUAUUGCAAGGCCCGAUUGCCAUCUAUUGAUCUAUGAGUAUAUGAAAAAUGGUAGUCUCCAUCAAGCCUUAUCAAAGGUUGCAGAAGGCACACUAGAGUUAACAUGGCCUGUUCGUCACAAGAUUGCGAUGGGAAUUGCUGCAGGUCUCCAGUACUUGCACUUCCACAGCACACCGAAGAUCAUUCACCGUGAUCUAAAGCCUGGAAACAUCCUCCUCGACGAGGACUUUGAGGCUCAUGUUGCAGAUUUUGGCCUUGCCAAGGCACUCCCUGAAGCAGCCACACAUGCCACUAGCUCAAAUGUAGCAGGAACAGUUGGAUACAUUGCUCCUGAAUAUCAUCAGACCUUAAAGUUCACAGACAAAUGUGAUGUAUAUAGUUUUGGGGUUGUCCUUGCUGUUUUGGUUACAGGCAAAAAUCCCUAUGAUGAUUUCUUCCAAACAAUCCCACAGGCGAGUAUUCCAAAGUGGUUAAGGAAUGUGGUGGCAUCGGAAUCAGCAUCUGGUGCCAUAGAUCCACAGAUCAGAGGCCAGGGGUACGAUGAUGAGAUCUUCCUUGUCAUGAAGGUUGCUUGCUUUUGCACUGAUGAUGAUCCCAACAAGCGGCCUAAUAGCAGAGAGGUCCUCACUAUGCUUUCACAGAUCAGUGCAUAAGCAUCUUCAUCACGGUCAAAGACUCUGCUUUGGUCUUUUGGUCAAGGACCUAUACCUACCAGUAUGAAGUUGUGAUUUGCAAUCCAGAUCACCAUAUCAGUAUAAUUGUCAUGAUCACACUCCUGUGACUCAUACGUUUAGCUUAUGUUAUUGUUGUUGAACCCCAAUAUCCUAUGUCUUCUAGCUUUUUAAGUGCCUGCUAUGGCAGGGAUACUCUUGUUUAAUUAUGCAUACCUAUGGAUGCUUUGUCAAGUCCAGUAUCUUUUCUUGUGCUAUAAAGCAAGGCAUGAGUAAGUUUAUUACCACUGCUUUUGUAUUGUCCUUAAAUACACAGGUCUUAUGUAUGCAUCUUUCUCUAAAUAGUAAAAUAUACAGCUCUCAUAUA
This is a messenger RNA of Cryptomeria japonica (Japanese cedar), 3630 nucleotides long. RefSeq names its product leucine-rich repeat receptor-like serine/threonine/tyrosine-protein kinase SOBIR1. The transcript has a single exon. The record is from RefSeq and is a predicted model, not a curated record. NCBI's taxonomy places the organism in Eukaryota, Viridiplantae, Streptophyta, Pinopsida, Cupressales, Cupressaceae. Bases 864 to 3245 code for a protein of 793 amino acids. Gene Ontology annotation, biological process: protein phosphorylation. Gene Ontology annotation, molecular function: protein kinase activity; ATP binding; receptor serine/threonine kinase binding.